UCCCAUACUCUGAAGGAAACGUUCACAUCUGAGAGAAGAAUUACCACGUGCAUGUAAUCUGAGGAAUGCAGCUUCCCUACUGCAGUCAAGUCAAGAGUUAAAUGCAUGCCCCACCCUCACUCUCUCCCUUUCUUACUCUAUCUUCGGUCUGUUUACCGUCAGAAAGUAAGAUGUUUAAAGCGGUUGCAUCCUGACAGCUCCAUAGAUGACUUAGAUGGCUUUCAAGAUCCUAGUCAAGUUCAAAGCAGCAUUUGCAAACAUAAAAGAAUUGUUCUGAACUAAAGGAGAGAACCAGAAAAUGUCUUUUAGCAAUUUCCAGUUGGUGCAGAGCAUCAGAAAGUCACCGGCGGUACUCUGGGGUAAAUUCAGUAAGGACAAAGCAAGUAGUCUUUCACGAGGAGACCCCUUUUUCAAACUGCACUACCUUGGGGUGGAGAAGGUUUACUCUCUCCAGAUAGAACAUACCCAUGAUGUGGUACAAAAUUUUAUGAUCAGCACAAAGGAUAAAGUUUACAAGGAUCAUGCCCUGGUCAUCAGACCACGUUACGUGGAAGUCAAAGACAUAGCCACUGGAUGCCAGAUCACCAAAACAUACCUUCACGAUAUUGCAUAUUGUACUGCUGACACUGUGUACCCCAAUGUUUUCCUAUACAUCUGCAAGCAUAAGGGGCAGUUACUAUGCAGGGUGUUCCUCUGCAAAAAGGCUGAGAAAGCAAAGGCCAUCACAGCUUGUCUUGCUAGCAACUUUGAGAAGGCAUUUAGUGAUUGGAGAAAACAUUACAGUGAAAUAAAACCAAUUCCUGAGGAUGAUGAGGCAGAGAAGAAGACAUCACUGCAGAGUCAAGGUGGAAGUGAACCUCAGCAAAUCCCUGGACAUGCAAAAAUGGAGAGGGGUGAUUCCACUGAGGAUGAAGCCAAACUAAGCCACUCCCUGGGAAGUGACGAUGAAGCAGAGUUACAGAUGCACCAGGAAUUCCACCGUCGUCUCUCUUCCACCAAGGCGCCACACCGAUUAGACACAGGGCAGCAUGAUGUGGAUGAGCUGGUGGCAGACCACAGCGUACAGCAGUUUAUGAUGGGGGAUGAAGAAGAAGACUGAAGUAAACCCUGUACAGUUUUAAAAACAACAAGCUUUUUGCAGAAUUAACUCAGAAUUUCUGAGACUAUAGAUAACAGAGAGAAGCCACAGGGCUGGUGCUUCUCAGUAAGUGGGCACUCUACACAUUUGGUCACCAGGAGUGGUACACCACAGAAGGAUGGAAUAAAUGGGUUUGACUCAGGUGGACCUGUGAUUAUCAAGCAGUGAACAGUGUUAGUGUGUUUUGACUGCACUGCAUAAAUAUGCCAGGAUAUGUAGUCCAGAUGUUUAGCAUCACUACGAGCAAUGAGGAAGUAAACAUGGAAGUACAAAGCUAGGUUUGUUACCAUAUUUAUGUGAUGACUUUUUAAAGCACCAGUGUCUAUAAUAGCAGUAUUCAUUUCAUAUUAGAGCAUCAUAUGUUUUUUGGUAGAUUAUUUUAAACAUUAUCUGACUGGAUAAACAGACUGGUAUCCUAGUAACCAGACACAUUAAGUCUGAUCAUUGAAAAAGUGUUGUUUAUUACUACAUAUAGUAAACUAUGGCAUGAUCAGUUUAAAGAAUUCACAGAAAAGUCACUGCUAACAUACAUAUUCAUUUUAAAUGCAUUUACUGUUGGCAUUAAUACCAUACAAUCAAACUAUCUUCGCAGCAUCUCUCUUCACCACUUAGCAGUGCUUGCAGCCAUAAGGACAUAUGACCAUGAGCUACCUUUUCUAGUUCCUUGAAUUUAGAAUAAUAAAAAAUGAUAUAUCUCUAUUUUCCUUUUAAAACUUAUGUUUUUAAAAAGGAUAACUAUGCCAUAUGACUGUAAUUUGUAAACCGGAAUUUUUUUUUUGUUGUUCUGAAAAGCAGGUAUCCACAAAGUGAUGGAUACUGACAGCAUGGGAUUUCAGCCCUGUUACACAAAAAACAUAAAAAAAAAAAAAAAUAAUGUUCAAGAAUUUUAGAAGUCCUUUCAAACACAUUGUUUACCAUAUCCAAGAAAGUAUUAAUUGUAGCAAGAUAUGCUGUAAAUUUUAAAUGUAUCUUUGAAAACAUAUUGUACUUCAUAGUCUUAGAGUUUUCUUCAAAUAAAAAUAUAUGUAGAGCAGCCCUGCCUGAAAAAAGAGAGAACUUUUGAAAUACUCUUUCCUGUUAAAACAAAAAAAAAAGGAAACAUAGGGUACAUGGAAAAUCAGACAAUGGAUGUGUCCCUAAUAAUGAAAAGCUGUUUAUUUUUGAAGUGUAACAAAAGUGUUUCUAUUAGAGUAACAGUAACUACGUUUCAAAUGCACAUGAUUAUUAACUGCACUGUCACACCUGCACUAGAAGUCAACAGUCAGUUUUUCCUUAUGAUCAAACAGUACUCCCAAGGGAUUCCCAUUGAUCCUGCAGAGUGCUGUACAUGAAUAUCGCAAUCCUUCAACAGCAACAGUUUUAGUUGGUCUAAUUUUAAAUCUAAUCAAGAGCCUGAUGGAACUUUUUUAAUGAUGUCAUAGCUGGAAUGUUUUCCUGCAGAGCCCGAUGGAACUUUUGGCAAUGAUAUCAUAGCUGUAAUCUUGUCCAGCAAAGCCUAAAUGAACUUUUAGCAGUGAUGUCAUAGCUGUAAUCUUGUCCAGCAGAGACUGGUGGAACUUUUUGCAAUGAUGUCAUAGCAGUACUGUUUUCCUACAGACCCUGAUGAAACUUUUAGCUGUGAUAUCCUAACCAUAAUCUUGUCCAGGAAAGCCUAUUGGAGCAUUUAGUAAUGAUAUCAUAGAUGCAGUAUUGUUCAGCAUAGCCUGAUGGAAAUGUUUGCAAUGAUGUCAUAGCUGUAAUGUUUUCCUGCAAAGCCUGAUGGAACUUUUAGCAAUGAUACCAUAGUUGCAAUUUUGUCCUGCAAAGCCUGGUGGAACUUUUAGCAAUGAUGUCAUAGGUGGAAUGUUUUCCUGCAAAGCCUGAUGGAGCUUUUUUGAUGAUGUCAUAGCAGCAGUGCUUUCCAUAACAGUGAAAAAGAAACCUGCUUAAUGAAAGUAAAGUUUGCUGCUGAGAGUUGCAGUGUAAAUGCCAAAAAACAUUGUAAUACCUUGUUUGAAAUGUUAUUAUAAAUAUUUAAUCUAUUUCUUGUAAAUAUUUUGUACAGAACUGCUAUUUUAUUGUGAUAUAUAAGCUGUUUACAGUAUAUCUAAAAUUGAUUUUACAAUUUGAUGUGAUAACACAAAGUGCAAAGAAGUCUUAAAAUUUGAAAUGUGAGAGCAAUGCGGGCUAUAUUAGAGGUGCAGAAGUAUUGUGAUAAAAAGGUAUGGAUACACUGAUUUACAAAAAUAAAGGUAAAUGUGAUGUUCUGAAAGUUACCCAUCUAGCCUACAAACUCCUUGCAGGUAAGCUAUACUUUUGGUUCUAUGGGACAAAGAAGGGGCGUCAGUAAACUGGCUAAUGAUCACAGUGACUUGGUGUUGAAAUGCAUUCCACACUCUACAUAUUUCCCCAUCCUAGAGACAUUUUCAAAUACUCAGAAUCACUGAGAUGACCAUAGCAGCAUGUCCAAGGUAGCAGUAAGCUGCACUGAAGUACUUAAGGGCAUUUUUUUAUUCAUAAUGUAUCUCAGUUUUUUAAGUCAUUGUGUGUCUGGCAGUUGGCUUAGAGGGUCAAUGAGGUGUUUCCUGUGAUCAAGUGGUGCAAGGUUUGAUUCCCUCAGCCUCCAUUUCUCAACUGUGUGACUCUAAGCAAAUCACUUAAGCAGAUACCACUCCCAGGCUGAAUCUGAAAAAGGUCCAUGGAGAUCCAUUCUCUACCCUGAAAAAAUGUGAAUAAAAUCUUAGUGUCAAAGAACAGUAAUUAGUUAUACAUAGAUACAAAAUGCAGUUUUUUGAUUGCCAUUUGACACCAACAGUCUGGCAUAUGGUCAGUAAAUGAUAUGUUUUCAAGGUGUGAAAUGCAAUGCAAGUCCUAUAUAUAGAAGACAAUGUAGAUAAGGGCAUAUGUUAAAAAACACAGACUUUUCAAAAGUACACAAGUUAAAAUAUUUGCCCACUUGACACUGCAGUUUUGAAAAUAAACAUUCUUAUAAUAGUGUCUAGACCACACGGCCUUUCCAGGAAAUGGGCUGUCUUAUAAGCAAAAAGAUUUGUAGACAUCUUCUGUGACCCAAGGACAAUCCAUGGUUACAGGCCUCUUCUAGGCCCUACUUUCAGAUAUAAAAUAGGCACUUCCACAAGGUAUAAUACACAAAUUACAAUCCAUGGCAUAGCCUGACUGGACAGUCUCUCGCUUCAUGAGGUAAUGUAUAAUUAGCAACCAUGAGAUAGGUAAGGCCAAUCUAUAACCAAAUGUGUUUGGUUAUUUGAACACAAAAGGGGAAAUUUUCUAGGCUUAAAAUGGUCUGCAAGUUCAGCUACCUAGUUUCUACAUAAAAACCUAUAAAUGAAACCUGAAACUUCACAGACUCAGAAUUAAAUCAUAAAUAUUCCUUUAAAAGCAUACAGCAACACUCAGAAAAAAAUAAGCAUUUUAGCCAAGAUUUUAGGUAACUCUGAUAAUUAUGAUUCAGAAAUGGUCAAGCAAUGCCUAUGUAUUUACUGUCCAUCUCUUUUCCUAUCAGUCUUAUUAAUAAAAGUCUCAUCAAUAAUCCUGUCGAUCCAUAUGAAUACAAAAUAUGCCUUAAAGUGAUGUCUCUUCAUGUUACAUAACUGUGAACUAAUUCUGUUCUUCAACAUUCUUGAAAUUUGCCCAAAGUAAAAGGGUUCACGUGCACAUUACAAUGUAUAUCGCCCUUUGUAAUGCACAUGUGACAGAUUAAUUUCAAAAAUGUUAUGUGCAUUUUGAGGGGUAAAUUCUGUACAGUGCUGUACAUAUUUACAAUGUACACACAAUCUGCAAGCGUAUCAUCCCUUAACUUUUGGGACAUCAAUAGAUUCAUCAGAAGUCCCAGUUUUAAAAGAACCAAAAUACUGGCUUAGAUUCCUAUCAAUCUGUAACUAUAUUUAGAUUCACUGGAAACACAUUUUGGCAAACAUUAUCAGUUAGUAAUAUGAGCUAAUAUUUUAGAUAUAGCAUGUCUGGUUUUAAAUGUGAUGGAACCAUAAUUAACAAAUCUUAGAGGUACAGCUAUGGAGGCCACCUUUGCCCAAUUGUAUGCAGAUGUAUUUAUGGAGGUUUUUGAAUUCCAUUCAUUGAUAAUAGAGAAAGGAACUUGAAUAAGAAAAAGAUGGAAUUACCCUCGGAAACCAAAACUUUUAAAAACAAAACCAGGGUGUAAUAAAGUGAAGUAUGCCAAACACCAGGUAAAUGCAGAGGCAGUCUUCAUCCAAAAAUUCAGUUUAUUAAGCACUUUCGUCUCAGGUCAGUACUGAAACUUCAUCAGAAUAACAACCCUUUACCUCUUACUCUUAAAAUACACCCCCCAAAUAAACAAUUAAGUCUUUUUUACAAGCAAUUCCAAAUCAAUUGGUUUUAAUCAACUAUACUAAACAAAAAAUAAAUGUGGUCUUUUGAAAAAACAAACAUACAUAAAAAACGUGAAAAGACAUUUAAAAAUUAUCUUGUCAAAGCUCUAGUUUUAAGAAUAGGCAAAAUAGAGACUAUGUCAUUAAUUCCAGGUUCAUUCAUAACAUUUAGUAACAUUUGCCAUUUAAGCUCACUUCUCUCUAUUUUUAGUUCCCACCACCCACCUCUCAUACCUUUCGGUACCACCUCAAGAAUUCCAAAUUUAAGUUUUGUAAAACCUUCACAAACCCUUGAGUGUCUGUACAAUGCAUUAUUUUCAUUGCUUUGGGAAAUAGCAUAAUUAUGUUCAUAUAUUCGUCUUCUGAACACCUGCUCUGUCUUUCCUACAUAAUAGUAGGAACAAACAUCACAAAUUGCUAAGUAAACUAUCCCCUUGGUAGAACAAUUACUAUGCUUCAAUCUAAUAUGUUGACUAAUAUUGGGUAAGUUUACACUCACCCCUUCAAGGAUGAAUCUACACUGUGAACAGCAGCUGCAUUUAGUUGUACCUUUUUCACUCAUCCUAGUUGUAACCAGGUCAUGUUCAAACAAGAACUUAAGGUUUUUACCUGUUUUUAACACAAAUUUGGGACCAUCCCCUAAAAUCUUCAUAAAAUCUUCAUUAGAGUUAAAUAAUACCCAAUAUUUUUUCAAAAUAUUUUGUACUUCUUUAGUCCCAUCACCAUAUCCAAUGAUCAUACUCUCAUCGUAUCGGUUUUUAUCAUUCUUCUUGAACUGGAGUUGGUCCUGACCAAUUCCAAGUAUGGGUUUGAGUUUUGUCCCCCAAGAAGAACUAACUUUCUUUAUAAUUCUUAGAAUAAAGUCUAUAGAGUACCCCCUGUCCAGAAACAUUCCAAUAAUAAGGAACACAUCAUCCCUAAAGGUGUCCCAGUUGGAACACAUUCUGGCCGCUCUAACCAAUUGACCUUUAAGAAUAUUCUUUUUUGUGAAACCCAGAUGAUGGCUGUUGAAAUCUAGGUAACUGUUAGAGAAAGUAUCUUUUCUAUAAAUGGUAGAAGCAAAGGUGGAGUGUUCAGUAUCCUUAGAAAUAGUAACAUCUAGAUAGGCAAUACUUGAAUCAGAACUAUUACUAGUAAAAUUCAAAAAUGAACCUAAAUCAUUCAAAUACUCAGCUAAAUAUUUCUCCCCCAGAGUGUUGUGCUUCCAAAGAAUAAAAAUAUCAUCUAGGUAACAAAGGUAGAGAAUCCAUUGAUCGGUGAAUCUAGGAUUAAAAAUAUAUUUUUAUUCCCAUGCAUACAUUACUAAAUUGGCGUAUAUGGGGGCACAACUGACCCCCAUAGGUACGCCUUUAACGUUUUUAAAAUAGUAACCUUCAAAAGUGAAAAAAUUGUUCUCCAAAAUGUAGUCCAUCACACUCAAAAUAAAGUUAACCAUUGUACAACUCAAAUUAGUCAGUUUUACCAUUGCUUCAGCAAAAAGUUCCAAACCAUCACCGUGGGGGAUGGAAGUAAAUAGGUCAAUUACGUCCAUUGUAUAAAAAUAGCAUUCUCUUUAAAUAAUUAUUUUUUAAACCUAGCAAUAAAAUCCCAGGAGUCUCUUAAAAGAUAGCAUAUAGAAGAAACUGUGUUCUUUAAAAGACGAUCAAUAAAACCCCCCAAAGGGUAGGUAAAACUGCCGUGUGCAGCUAUAAUAAUUCUGUAAGGUGAGUUUUGAAUAUUUUUAUGUACCUUGGGUAUACCAAAGGCUUGUGGGAUGGUGGGAUACUCACAUCUUAAAAAAUUAUACAAGUCUUCUGAAAUAGUGCCCUGGAAAAGUGAGUCUUCUAAAAACAAUUGUACUUUUCAGUGGGCAAUUCUUAUUUCAUUUAAAGAAACUUCAACGUAUUUCUCAGAAUCAUAACAAUUCUCCAUCAUUGUUGCACUAUAAUCAAAGUUAUCAACUAUCACCAUCCCUCCUCCCUUGUCUGGUUUCAUAACACAAACCGUGUCAUCUUGUCUCAAUUCUCUUAAAACUGUACUCUCCUAUUUAGUUAAAUUUAAACAUUUCCUUUUAUUUGACCCUAAAAUUGCAUGAGUGUCUUUCAAACAAAGUUGUUCAAACACACCUAUAGUAGGGUGGGAGGGUGGAUUAAAAGUGCUUUUGCAUUUAAAAUUGUUUCUCUGAUCAUCCCCCCGUGGUACAUCCCCAGGAUUAAACUGAAACAAUACUUUCAAAUUUUAUUUCCUGGUGUACAACUUAAUCUUUGUCAUAGUAUUGUGCAAACUAAUUUUGGAACCUGGUAUAAAUUUAAAGCUUUUUUAAAAAGAGAAAAAUGGUCUUUGUUAAUCUCCAUUCCUGCAUAGUUAAAUAUGUUAAAACUAUAACAUCUUAAAAGCAUCCCAUCAUGGGAAGAAUCUAUAAAUCCAUCGCUGUUAUCCUGAUCCCUAAAGUUUAACAAAAUGCUAAUUUCUCUGUUUAAUUGUUGUUGCUAGUCCUAGUUUCUACAUACAAACCUAUAAAUGAAACCUGAAACUUCACGGACUCAGAAUUAAAUCAUAAAUAUUCCUUUAAAAGCAUACAGCAAUACUCAGAAAAAAAUAAGCAUUUUAUCCAAGAUUUUAGUUAACUCUGAUAAUUAUGAUUCAGAAAUGGUCAAGCAAUGCCUAUGUAUUUACUGUCCAUCUCUUUUCCUAUCAGUCUUAUUAAUAAAAGUCUCAUCAAUAAUCCUGUCGAUCCAUAUGAAUCCAAAAUAUGCCUUAAAGUGAUGUCUCUUCAUGUUACAUAACUGUGAACUAAUUCUGUUCUUCAACAUUCUUGAAGUUUGCCCAAAGUAAAAGGGUCCACAUGUGCACAUUACAAUGUAUAUCGCCCUUUGUAAUGCACAUGUGACAGAUUAAUUUCAAAAAUGUUAUGUGCAUUUUGAGGGGUAAAUUCUGUACAGUGCUGUACAUAUUUACAAUGUACACACAGUCUGCAAGCGUAUCAUCCCUUAACUUUUGGGACAUCAAUAGAUUCAUCAGAAGUCCCAGUUUUAAAAGAACCAAAAUACUGGCUUAGAUUCCUAUCACUCUGUAACUAUAUUUAGAUUCACUGGAAACACAUUUUGGCAAACAUUAUCAGUUAGUAAUAUGAGGUACAGCUAUGGAGGCCACUUUUGCCCAGUUGUAUGCAGAUGUAUUUAUGGAGGUUUUUGAAUUCCAUUCAUUGAUAAUAGAGAAAGGAACUUGUUUUUUCAUAAGACUGAUAAUGUCACAUAAGAUCAUUGAUGAAUGUUGUCUUACUUUGAAGUACAGUUUGCAUUACGUACCUCUGUUUGAGUGUGAAUUUGUUUUCCUAGUCUCCUUUGAAGGCAUGCAACCAACAUGUUAGAGUGCAUUAAUAAAGUGAUUUUUUUAUCUGAAA
This is a messenger RNA of Protopterus annectens (West African lungfish), 8866 nucleotides long. RefSeq lists its product as uncharacterized. The transcript has 3 exons. The record is from RefSeq and is a predicted model, not a curated record. Lineage: Eukaryota; Metazoa; Chordata; Ceratodontiformes; Protopteridae. The coding region runs from base 299 to 1099 and encodes 266 amino acids.